UGCCGAGCGGGCAUGUCGUCAUGACGCCGAUGUCGUCGCUCCUGUGGCUUCUGCUGCCCGCUGUGUUCGCCGGCGUCGCAGACGCAACGGAGGCCAACCUGACGUGCUACCAGUGCGUGCGGCAGGACUAUGAAGAAUGUGGUAACGACACGCUGCUGCCGUGUCCGCCGACCAAGGACCGCUGCGUCACGCACAUCGCCAAGGACAAGGAGAAGGGCCUGGUGGUGAAACGAGAGUGCGGCCUGGGGCCGUGCGGCUUCGACGACAGCAGCAUGAACCGCGGGCUGGGCCUGGACGGCUGCGACCGCUCCAAGGACGAGUUCUUCUGCCUGUCGUGCUGCACCACCAGCGGCUGCAACAAGAGCGCCGCCCGCCGGCCGGCCGCCUCGCCGCCGCCGCUGCUCCUGUCGCUGCUGCUGGCGCCGCCCCUGCUGCUGACGUCACUCCGCUCCCUCGGUCCCUGCGAGGCCGUCGGCGGCGCGGCCUUCUAGGGUCCCUCGCGCGCCGCGCUCCGCUAGGGAGGCGCCGCUACCGGAACUUCACCUGCCGUCUGCCCGCAGUCGCCGCACCGCCAGACUCGGCUACACCUCAGUGUGGCCGGUGCCGGGACAACCCGAGUUAUUCCCUUCAGCAGCGUUAGAAUGCAGCACUGUUGCACUGAGGCUUGGAUUAGACGUCGACAUCAGCCGUAGCUAGCUCUCAUAGCGCCGUGCUAUUACCGCAGUCGUGUACACAUCCUACCGACGAACAGAAUUUCUGUGUUAGAUUGUAAACAAUUACAACAUCAGUGUGCAUGUGUAGUCUCGGUUGAUGGAAUUUACCAUACGUUUACAAAUUUUUGUGCCAAACAGAUUACUUAAAAUUUUAAAGACUCAACUCUUUUACAAAGGAUAGUAUUUAUCCGCAGAGUUACCUGAAGGCUUAUUUAAACGUGCAGUCCUCGUAGUUAGUCAUUUCUGUUGUGGAUCUGCAAGCAAUACUACUAACCUGUUGCCUGCCCAUUACACUAAAUUGGCCACACCUGGUCGUGAAUGUGAUCGCGAAAUCAUUGUCUUUCCAUCAUCGUACGGUGUUGUACCUGUGCCUGCACCUUCAGGCAUCAUCAGCUCAUAUUUUUAACGUGCUGUAUAAAAUUUUCUCCUUGGGUCUUCAACUUCAUUAAGUCACUGGCUACCGAUGUUUCGAGUAAGGGACUUUUUGCCAUCCUCAUCUGCGUGACGACACUCUACAGAUUUGGUGGGAAAAUCUCCGUUAGCACGCCACUUUUAGCAUUGGGGUCGGUUGCAAAGGACGUAGUUCAGUCCAAAGUUAUCCUCAACGGUAUCCUUCGCUGUUCCUUCGGGUCCGAUUCCGGGAAUAGUACAGUGACAAUAGCCACCUUGAGAAAGAACGUGAUCUUAUCUGUUCAUAUUUAUGCUUUUGUGACCGUCGAAUCACUUAUCUUGUAUUGUCAAAACUUCGGCAUUUCACGUCGAUUUGCGUUAUUCUGAUCAACGUUUCGUUUCGUACUACGUAUCAGUACCUGCCGUUAGAGGACCAUCACUGUUGACGCGGACGCUGAUUGUAUUUACGCAUUUUUCCAUUAGUCGGUAUACAGUCCAGUUACAUGCUGCAGCAGAGAUUUAUAUUUGUCAUCUAUACUCUUAAAACUACAUUAUUUUCGAUAUACUUUAAAUAAACGAAAGUGCUAAUUGCUGACUUAGGCCAGAAUUUGUAUCUCCCAACAUGUAAUGCAUAUUUUACUAUUGCAGUACCUCUCGAAUGCCCCUGUGUACUAUGUGCUCCAGCAUCCCCAUAUCCGUAUAUCAUUCAAACUUACACUUUCCAGUUUUCAAGCUGGACUCUAUUGUGGUGGGCAGACCAAUGGCGCCGAGUUUCUGCGUGGGCCUUAAGGAUGUCUUUACAUAGCAUUUGUGUAAAAUCUCACUCAUCUCCAUUGUGCUAGACUACUAACCUGUUGCCUGCCCAUCACACUAAAUUGGCCACACCUGGUCGUGAAUGUGAUCGCAAAAUCAUUGUCUUUCCAUCAUCGUAUCGUGUUGUAUCUGUGCCUGCGCCUUCAGCGAUAUCCUUUCUCAGCAUAGACUCUUUUCGCCUUGUUCCCGUUAUGGUCUAGCCUCCCGUAUUCAUUUUCGUGUCCACUAAAGAGUAUCCAUCGCUCUGAGAAUAUACUUUAAUUAUUGUAGGCAAUCGGAGGCAAACACGUAAGCCAGAGACCCCGUAAGAUCAUCAUCUGCCACAUUAUCAUUCCUCGCCACCACACAAAAAUUAAAUGGGAUAAACAAAUAUCUAAUUUGAAAUUACGCACGAAUGUGUAGGUUAUAUUUUCACUCAAUAUUAUUACCAUCUCAAACACGAGCAGUUGAAGUGUUUAUCCAGACCGAAGACUUAAGCAAACCUUAUAUGAAUUCUAGAGUCCAUGCGUAAUAGAACAGUUGUCUAGAUGGGCAAUUCUACUCUCGCCAAUGCCACACAAUUACAUCUGCUGCUACAUUCCAUUUAGCCCUGGAAAGUAUGUUCCCAGUUCCGUCAUGAUCGUUGGAAGCAGAAAGAAGAAACUUUCGCCGCGACAAAACUGCUCAUUAAUCGAUCGGACGAGCGCGGUUGUUUGCUGCGAGCGUGCAGCAAUCUACUGAUCGGGCAGAUGAUUUAAGUACUCACAGACGAUCGUGUGACAACGUAUUGGGACCCUGACGUGCUAGAAAAUUAACCUCUGGUCCUCUUCCUCUGCUUCGAGUUGUGGUAAGACUAUCAUGUUCUCCAAAGAUGCUAAAGUGAACCUCUCAUGCCAGCACACACGCUUUGAAAUGACAGCACGGAAACUUACAGUUUCUCUCUCCAGAAAAGAUGAGAACAUUAUUACCUUAUGGUUGGCUUUGGUGGAAAUACAGCCUUCUGAAAUAUUAUUGUAACUUGUAAUCACCUUGCACUUUCAUUGUGGCUAUUCACCAUGCAGCGGUAACGGAUUGCGUAUCUGAGCCGCGGUAAACUUCCGUACAACUGUGGUGUUUGGUCCCGCUUUCAUCACAAUAAUAAAUUAUAACUAGAAGCAGUAUUCGUAAUCUUACAUUUUCAAAACAGAAUAACCCAUCCUAAAAGUGAUGGCACCAGUUUUCAUUGCAGUACCAAGGUGAUAAUUUAUAGUUGUCACUUUCGUAGAUCUCUCUGCUCAUCCUUUGACGAGCACUUGUCCAGUAAAUAAGCAGACCUCUGGCUACUAUUGUGUCGAAAACAUGCGAACCGUCAAGUAAUUUUGGUAAGACCGAUUGUAAGACAGUCAGCAGUAAAAUAAGACAACAAAACCAAAAGCUUGAGAAAACUGCAAACUCUUCAACCAACCAUUUGUUUGUGGCUGUGUACUUUUGCUGCAACUUGUGUCGGUGUGGGAGUGGGGAGCCAUCGCACCCGACUAUACUCCGCUGUCGAAGCUUUACAUAAAUGUCUUCCGUCAUUUUGCAGUCACAUUUUCAUUUCAUGUUCACCUGUAAAAUAAGCAACCGCAUCAUUUAGAAUCCAAAUGUAUGAGCACAAAACAACAACGAUCUCUCUACGCCCCACAGAAAUUUGACAUAUAUAUGUGACUACAUAUUAGGUUAGCGCAGAAAGAUCCUGUAAAUAAUAUUAAACAUUUUCGGUUACUUGUUAUAUAAAUUAGAAUACCAGAGGGAUGUAAAUGUCAAGUGGACGAAAGUUUAUCUCUGUACCGUUCAUUAUUAAAUAUUAACAUUUCAUAUAUACAGUCAUCCAAAAUGCAGAUCUGUAAGUCCUCGCUUUUGAAAUGAAGAUUCUUGAUUUCGUUUGUUUGAGAUGUUCCGUGUUUUUAAUUAAGAUUAAACCAAAGAACUUUUGAUAAAUUUUUCUUCUAACAAUGUCAAGUCCUUUCAUUCACGAUACUGAUGGGAAUAUUUUCUAUAAAAAAGCGUUUGUCAUUCCAUUUACUUAAGUGUUACAGUUAAUAUCUACUCUUGUAAUAUAUAUAGUUAAUACUUACGAUAACUGAUACUAAAGCAAUA
Schistocerca piceifrons (Central American locust) is the source of this 4013-nucleotide messenger RNA. RefSeq lists its product as uncharacterized. The record is from RefSeq and is a predicted model, not a curated record. Lineage: Eukaryota; Metazoa; Arthropoda; Insecta; Orthoptera; Acrididae. The coding region runs from base 21 to 491 and encodes 156 amino acids. The transcript has 3 exons.